UGUUACACAGCGUGUUAUUGUUAGUUCCCUCUUUUGUGACACGAUUUUGUAUUUACCAAUUCUCCCAACAUUUAAAUAUAUCUCAUCCAACUUACUUCAAAGUGUCGGGCGUUUAUUUCUCAUAUAAUCUAUAGACUCAAUGGCACUUGACCUUCAUAUUCCAGUCUGCAUCAGAAAUCCAACUCAUCCUUUACAUCUCCCAUCCCUAGAACAGCCUUUGAGAAUCCAGAUUGAAGGACCAUUAAUAUCAAUCCAAAAGCUUUUUCCAGAUAUACCAUGGCGCACCAAUGUCAUGUCUCUAGAAUUUCCACAGCCGGCUGGUCCAGCACUUGCAAGGCUAACAUACCAGAAAAUUUACGGGCAAGAUGUCCGUCAUGGUGUCGCUGGCGAUAUGGUUGUACGAGACGAAUAUCUGGGUUGGGUAAUGCCAAAACCAUUAAGGCACAUCGACUACUACGGUGUCACAUUCGACCAUCUAGUGCCUACCGAUAAUCCAGACCCAGAGGUACUCCAAAUCAAUAUUAUUGAGAUAGAGGAAGAUAAUGGUAUAUACGCAAGUAAAUGUUUGCCAUUUUCAAUAGACUUAACAGAAUACGCCGGGAAGAAAAUAUUGGCUGUGCCAAGAUGUUGUCAGAAGAGGAACGGCACGCAAGAUCGGAUGCGAGUAAAUAGCUCGGUCGCCGAGAGAGAUCGAGAAAUGCUGCAACAAGCUUGACCUACUGUGAAUUGAUUCGAACAAAGGCAGUUAUAGGAGAGCUAUUCGAGUCAUAAAACUAUGUGAUGAAACUGACCAUCGACAUUAUCGGUAGAUUUAUAAGGAGCGCUGAGAGCCGAUAUUAUAAGCAGCGUUUCCUCACAUCCAUAAACGUAUGGCACAAUACCUCCAACAGAGCCAAUGUUAACGACGAUCCCAGAUGACUGGAUG
Molecule: messenger RNA, 925 nt
Organism: Daldinia vernicosa
Lineage: Eukaryota; Fungi; Ascomycota; Sordariomycetes; Xylariales; Hypoxylaceae
Exons: 4
Coding region: 140-715 (191 amino acids)
Source: RefSeq, a predicted model, not a curated record